Molecule: messenger RNA, 2115 nt
Organism: Poecilia latipinna (sailfin molly)
Lineage: Eukaryota; Metazoa; Chordata; Actinopteri; Cyprinodontiformes; Poeciliidae
Gene: btla
Product: B and T lymphocyte associated
Exons: 6
Coding region: 840-1760 (306 amino acids)
Biological process (GO): immune response-regulating cell surface receptor signaling pathway
Cellular component (GO): plasma membrane
Molecular function (GO): signaling receptor activity
Source: RefSeq, a predicted model, not a curated record
UGGGGAAAAAAACAGCUGACAGCUGACUAUUCACUUUGGUCUAUCUUGUUUGCAUCUACUUGGCAAUUAUGAAAUUAAUCUAAAAAUCAUAUGCUAAAAACAUCACUAAAUAAUCAAGUCUAGUUUUUUGUUCUUAUAAUAUCAAACCAACACAAAAUAGUUCUUCAAAAUCUCAUUAUUGCUGAUUCACAAGGAGAUAAGUGUUCAUGUGGUGACAGUGUUGACCCAAUAAAAGCCACCAAAAAACCAUCAACACAGUGGGCAUUGAGGCAAUUAAAGAGGCUGUGGGGUCCCCAUCUGCUCAUCAGAACACCUUACAACCUCCACCGAAACCACAGGCGCUCUGCAAGAGGUCGCGCAGCGCUGCAGGAGAUGCACAUGGCGGAGAUUAAAGAAGAGGAGAAAGGAGAGGAAGUCAGCUUGAAGAUAGCAAACCACAGAGACAGUCAAGAAGUUAUGAAGGCGGCGUCAAGGUGCACAGACUGAAAGACGCCUCGGAAACGACAGCAAGGUCUGUGAGAACGAUGAAGAUUUUGGCUCAGUUCGAGAUGUCUGCCGCAGCUGGAUGAGAAGGGGAAGCCCUGGCCUGAGACGCCUCGCUGAGUCGGACCUGCAGAAAUUGCAGAAGUGAGACCACUCACCGCCUGAUUCUCACCUCAAAAACUAUAUUCCUGUCUACUUUCGAGGGGAAGAAGUACUGUACGUUACAGGGCGUGUGUAUGUGCGGCAGCCAAAGAGGAAGCAGCUCUGGCUGUUUUGAUUAACAAAUUAAUGAUGUUUUCGGAGGAAGAUUUCUCAGUUGAGCUUGAUGUGACCGGAUAGUAACGAGCGAAGAGAUCAUGAGGCUUGAGCACCAUUGGAUUGUCCUGAUUUGGUCCAUUUGGACCGUCCAGUUCCUCACCACUGAGGCUGACGAUGACGAAUGCACACCAGAACUACAAGUUCGUCGCAACACGACUUAUAAAGCGAAUCUUGGAGAAGAACUCAGGAUUGAAUGUCCAGUUAUGUUCUGCAACAAUUUACCACCAACAAUCUGCUGGUAUAAAGUUGAGAAAGAAAAUAUUUGUCUCAAUGACAACAAUACCAAUCACAUCAAGACAGAAUGGAAAACAUCAAAUCUGUCAAAAGGGAUAUUCUACUUGUUGUUUCAAAGCAUCGUCAUCAGUGACUCAGGUGAAUAUCAAUGUAAAGGUGGAGGCACUAGGAGUCAUAUCAUCUACAUCAAUGUUUAUGAUAUGGGCACAAACGACACACAUAAACCAGUAACCAAUGACACAAACGACCAAUCCGAAACUGAACCAGCAGACAGAUUUUUGUUGUAUAUGUACUCUGCUGCUGGGAUUGGUUCCUUUGUCAUCAUAGUGAUUAUUAUUUCUGUGAUAUGCAUGCAAGGGUGUAAAGGGAAGUCAAGGAAAGAGAAACAAAAAGAAAAUCAGUACAUGGAGAUGCCCUUGGGUGAGCGAAUCAUCCCAAACGCCAUUGGGAUCCAGCACUCACCAAGAGGAAGCCCCAACCCGCUGCCACCUCGCAGGCCCAGCGGGAGAAAAACCACAGGACAACCUGCAGAGCCGACGCCAUCGAGAGACAACCAGCCGCCUCACGGCCAGAGGACACGAGACAGAAACAGGAAUGGGGCGCAGGCGGAGGAAGCAGGUUCUGUUGUGUAUGCUGCUCUCAACCAUGCACCCCCACAGAGGGAGGCUCCCCGGCCACAGUGGCAGAUAGAGGAGACAGAGUAUGCAGCUAUACGUUUGGUUUGAAGACUGAGAGUCUGCUGGAAUAAAUCACACUAGAGGAACGAAGUUUGAAUCUGGAUCUUCCUCUCCAGAGGAGCACAGGAGGGAUUCCUCACAGCAAGGAUUCUGGAAUCAGACAACUCAAAUCAUGACUUCCUUUACCUUUUGGAAACACUGCUCUUACAACAGAACAUGCUGACGAAUUUGCUCAAGCAUGAUUCGUCAUCGGCAUCACAAACUGGAUGUGUGGUUUCUACUGUUCUGUUUGGGAUGGAAAAUGUUCCAGCUGAAAUCAAGAACCUCAGCGUCACUGCAGGUGGUAGCCUACGGAGUGAAAAGCACGUUUCACAUCCUUCAUAUAAAACCAAACUGAAAUGAA